Orycteropus afer afer is the source of this 2517-nucleotide messenger RNA. It is a transcript of the gene CD22, whose product is annotated as CD22 molecule. The coding region runs from base 1 to 2517 and encodes 838 amino acids. NCBI's taxonomy places the organism in Eukaryota, Metazoa, Chordata, Mammalia, Tubulidentata, Orycteropodidae. The record is from RefSeq and is a predicted model, not a curated record. The transcript is spliced from 13 exons.
AUGCAACUCUUUGGCCCCUCAUUCCUGCUCCUUGAAUACUUGGCUUUCUCUGACUCAAAGCUGUGGACGUUUGACCACCCUGACACUGUCUACUCCUGGGAGGGGGCUUGUGUCUGGAUUCCCUGCCUCUACAAAAUCCUAGAAGGCACAGGAUCUUUGGACAACCUUACCGUGUACCACAAUUAUGAGUAUGACAGCAACAUCAAGGACUUUACGGGGACCAUCCUCUAUAAGACCCAAAAGGUUCCUCUACGCUCAGAGAGGGUACAGUUCCUGGGAAACAACAAAGACAACUGCAGCCUGUUCAUCCAGCCGGUGCACGUCAAGGACAGUGGUCAGCUGGGGCUGAGGAUGGUAUCAGGAGAUAAGAAAUGGAUGGAGAACGUAAACCUCAAUGUCUCUGAAAGGCCUCCUCCACCUCACAUUCAGCUCCCUCUGGAAAUCCGAGAGUCCCAGGAAGUCGCUCUGACCUGCUGGCUGAAUUUCACCUGCCCUCAGUACCCGAUCCAAUUGCAGUGGUCACUGGACAACUCAGCUGUAAACUCAACCUCCCUGAGCACCAAGACUGUCUCUGUAGAGAGCAAGCUCACAUUCUGUCCUCAGUGGGCUGAUCAUGGGAAGAACCUGAGCUGCCGGCUCGAGAACUCUGUCACAAAGGAGGUGCUCUCGCAGAAAACGGUGUGGCUGGAUGUGAAGCACCUUCCAAAGCUGGAGAUCGAGGUCAGUCCCAGAGAAGCCAUUGUAACGGAGGGGGCAUCUGUGACCAUGACAUGCCGUAUCAUCAGCAGCAACCCAGAGUAUCAAACUAUAUUCUGGUUCAAGGAUAGCACCCGGCUACAGAAGCAGAAGACAGCCACACUGACUCUGUCCAAAGUGACCAAGGAAGAGAGUGGAAAGUACCACUGUCAGGUCCUCAAUGCUAUGGGCUCAAGAGAUUCCAAAGAUGUAUUCCUCCAAGUGCAGUUUGCUCCAGAACCUUCCAGUGUUAAGAUUGACCCCUUGCCUGCUAAAGAGGGAAAUACAGUGCAGCUGACUUGUAUAUCACAAGCCAAUCCUUCUCCGACAAAUUACACCUGGUAUCACAAUGGGAAAGUCCUGGGAAGGACAGAAAAGAAUUUCCAGAUCCCAAACAUCCUCCUUCAGCAUGCUGGGAAUUAUUCUUGCCUGGCAGAAAACAGUCUUGGUACUGGACAGAUUGGCCUGGAAGCUGAGUUGGAUGUCCAAUAUCCCCCCAAGGGGGUGACCAUGAUGAUUCAGAGUCCAACACCAGUUCGAGAAGGAGACAAUGUGAUCCUGGUCUGUAACUACAAUUCCAGUAACCCUAGAGUUACCAAAUAUCAAUGGAAAUCCCAAUUUUACAGGAAUGAGUCAUUCUCUGAGGUGCUGAUGAUUCAGAAAGUUACCUGGAAUGCCAGCCCAAUCACUUGCCUAGCCUGUAACCUCUGGUGUUCACAGUCUCCCUCUAUCACCCUGAAUGUCCAAUAUGCCCCCAAAGAUGUCAGAGUCCUGAAGGUCAGCCCCAGUACUGAGAUCCACUCUGGGCAGCAGGUCCUCCUUCAGUGUGACUUCUCAAGCAGCCACCCUACAAAUGUUAGCUUCUUCUGGAAGAAAAAUGGAAGCCUUCUGGAGGAAGGAAAAGAACUGAGAUUUGACUCCAUCUCCCCAGAAGACGCUGGAAAUUACAACUGCUUGGUCAAGAACUCCAUAGGGCAGACCACUUCUGAGACCUGGAUGCUCCAAGUGCUGUAUGCACCGAGGCAGCUGCGGGUGUCCAUCGCUCCGAAAGACAGCGUGAUGGAGGGGAAGAAGGCAGUCCUGACGUGCGAGAGCGAUGCCAACCCUCCUGUCUCUCAGUACGCCUGGUUUGACUGGAACAACCAAAACCUCCACAAUGCUGCUCAGACAUUGAGACUGGAGCCUGCAAAGGUCCAGCACUCGGGUGCCUAUCGGUGCCAGGGGGCCAACCAGCUGGGCACGGGCCAGUCACCACCCAGCACCCUCACUGUCUACUAUAGCCCAGAGACCGUGGGCAAGAGAGCGGCUGUGGGGAUUGGGGCCUGCCUGUCCAUCCUCAUCCUGGCAAUUUGGGGGUUCAAGCUUCAGAGAGGCUGGAAGAAGAUUCAAGCCCAGCAGGAGCUUCAGGAAAAUUCCAGUGGGCAGAGCUUCUUUGUCAGGAAUAAAAAGGUUAGAAGGGCCCGCUUCUCUGAAGUGCCCCACUCCCUGGGAUGUUAUAAUCCAGCGAUGGAAGAUAGCAUUAGCUACGCUGCCUUGCGCUUUCCUGUUGAUGAGACUGACACAUCAGGCACCGGUGACGCGGGGACUUCAGACAGUAUCCCAAAUAGGGAGGACAUGGUCACUUAUUCUGUGGUGCAGAAACAUCGAGUGGGAGACUAUGAGAAUGUGGCUCCAGGUUUUCCAGAAGAUGAGGGGUUACAUUAUUCGGAGCUGGUUCAUUUUGGGGCUGGGGAGCGGCCUCCCACCCGGGAAGAAGUGGAAUACGUGACUCUCAAGCCCUGA